Wyeomyia smithii (pitcher-plant mosquito) is the source of this 2688-nucleotide messenger RNA. Its product is annotated as zinc finger protein 600-like. Lineage: Eukaryota; Metazoa; Arthropoda; Insecta; Diptera; Culicidae. The record is from RefSeq and is a predicted model, not a curated record. The transcript has 3 exons. The coding region runs from base 156 to 2183 and encodes 675 amino acids.
UCAAAUGCCAAAAAAAAAGCAACUUUUAUAUGGAGCGGAGUAAAUAAAUUGUGUCUGUUGAUUUUAUUGGCAAAUUCUUUCUGUUUUUUAUUAAUAUCGCUGGCGUAGUGUUUUCAUCCUUCCGGUCAAAGUGAAUAGAUUAAAUUUUAACAAUAAUGGAUUACAAUUCCUUCAAUGAUAAACAUUACUCUGUACCGGGUCACUCAGCUGCAGGUGGAUCAGGGUUUUUCCAUCCCAAUUCAUCCGGUGGAUUUUUAAAAGUUCCAAAUCCGUCAAUUAUAUUGAAGCAAGAAAACAUUGCUUCUGGUUCCAGUAGUGGAGCUGCAACACCUCCGGUAAACUACAGCCAAACUGCACCGGUAUACAAUGAGCCAAAUGUACACGUUGACGACUCGAAGCCCAUCUACUAUGCAAAGCCGCUGGACCUGCAGCUAAUAUCAGGUCCUUAUUUGGCACAUCCACAGCAGAGCGCUCAACAGGCGGUGGCUCCUUUUCACAUGUCCCAUGAAUUUCAUCACGACCAUUCCAAUGCAUCAACGAUUAGUUCUGGUGUUGAUCCGCAGCAUAACUCGUACAGUGUGCAACCAUCGCCGGUACACACCGGAGUUAUUCUUCAACAUAAUUCCUUUGCUCCAGCGGCACCUGCUAAAGCUAGUUAUUGUUGCGAAAUGUGUGGCAAGAGCUUCGAUUCAAAGGUAAAGCUAGAGAAGCACCAUCGAACUCACAACGAAGAGCCAACGUUUGAGUGCAGGAUGUGCGAGAAAAAGUUUCGCAGCCAAAGUACGCUCACCUGCCACGAAAAGGUGCACGGGGAGAAUGGAGUCGACAAUAAGUACUCGUGCGUCACCUGCGGAAAGGUGUUCAAAGCCCAGGACAAACUGCAAAUUCACAUGCGUCUGCAUACGGGCGAAAAACCGUAUCAAUGCAAGAUCUGUUUCAAAUGCUUCAAUCAUCAGUCAAAUUUGAUCGUUCACUCGCGCAUUCACGAGACAGUGAAAAAGGCGCUCAAAUGUGAUCGCUGCAACAAGGUACUGGACAACGAGCAACGAUUGGCGAUUCACAUGAGACUGCACACCGGCGAGAAACCGUACAAAUGCUCGUACUGUGAUAAGAGAUUUAACCACAAGAGUACCGUGUGCACGCACGAAAAAACCGUGCACAUUUCUUCGAACGCAUACAAGUGCUCGCGUUGUCACAAAACGUUCAACCAGAAGUGUCAACUGCAGUACCACGAAAAACUGCAGGAACCACAUGUGAUUGCGUGCACAAUGUGUGAAAAGGUGUUCUGUUACAAGGCCAGUCACAAGGAGCACAUGUUCAAGGCACAUUUGCCGCGGCAGAGCAAAAGCCGGCUGCUGUAUGCGGGCAAUGCAUCAGUUGGUGAAGGCGAAGGAAGUGGCCGGAACAAAUUUCACUGCAAUAUCUGCGAUCGUCGGUUCUAUUAUAAACGGGCUCUGGAGAUGCACAUGGGCGUUCAUGAUGCCUCGUUGGAUGUGAACGUACUCUACUUUUCGUGCAACUAUUGUCCGGAAACGUUCACCGAUGAAGAGCCACUGCAUAAACACGAAGCAGAACACAUCGCCAAUAACACCACGGAUUUCAUGGAAAAUUUGAAAUCGCAGGAGCAAUUGGAAACGCCGGAAAGUGGACAAGUUGAGGGAAAGUAUCGCUGUCCGCUGUGUUUCAAUCGCUUUGAUGAGUUGAGCGCUCUACGAGAUCAUCACAAGACACAUUUGUGUUCGAAUCCGGAAGAGUGCGAUAAAUGUAAACCGUCACUCGCGGAGGACUGUGACCUAUCACAGAGCAACUAUGACGAAAGUGAGGACAAUAGGGAGACUCAAUGCCACAUCUGUGAACGUGUUCUACCGUCAUUCGAGUUGUUCCAGAAUCAUUUCCACUAUCACACAUCACGGGUACCGUUCUACUGCUAUCACUGUCGAGAAGAAUUCCACGACAAGAAGGAGCUGUACGCACAUACGAAAACGCACGCUCCUAGGGAUGCCGAGUCGUAUACCUGCGAAAUCUGCGCCAAGGUCUUCUCGACCAAGGGUAACUUCCGGCGACACUUGAAAUCGCACGAAGCGGUUCGCGCUUUCGCUUGCGAUCGGUGCUUUAAGCAGUUUGAUUAUAAAAGUGCACUCGAUUCUCACCUACGGAAAGCUCACGGAAUCGAGUACACAUGAGGUGCAGGAGUGCAAAACAUUAGGACAGAGAUAGAGGAAUAAGCUGCCGCUGACUCACUUAUAAUUUCUAGGAUUAAAGCUUGUGCAGUGUUUGUUCGGUAGUGAGUUCCUGUUUUGAUGGCUACGUUUUGAAACAGAGCGAGGCCUAUGAAAAUUUCCCAUAUUUUAUUCUAUCGUUGUAUUUCUAGGACUACCUAAUUAAUAGUAUUAGGUUCAUAUACGUUUGUUUCGUAUAUGUGCUAAAGAAUACUAAAUUCUACCUAUCAGUAGUCACGUAAAGUUAAGUUGUAUUUUUUACGCAUCGAUGAAUAUAGCAAUUUACAAGCGUAGUGACAACGGUUUUCUGAAUUAGUUUUUGUUCCAAUUACGCUCUCAAUCUGUUCAUCAAAGAUGAACAUUACUAGCGAAAAAAUACUGCAUAAGGGGAAGGCCUCUAUUUUAAACGCUGCUGAUUAGAGUAAAUUUAACGAUAGCUGUCGCUAAACUGAGGAAUAAAUAGUCUUAA